UUCGGUACUGAAAGGUGUUAUCCUGAAAUACGUGGACGGCAGGAAUUCACAUCUUGUGUUUAUGUAUUUUCUUGGGGAGAUUGAGGAAUCGAGGUUCCAUUUAGCCAUGACAAGGCCCAAUAGCAUGAUCUUGAGUUUUUCGUUCAUAGCUUCUGUAGCUCUUGUCCUCGGAGGUAGAACCUGCAGUUGCUUGCUGUUCAAUUACCCCAGCUUCGACAUGACCAACAAGGAUGAUUUCAGCUUUAGCCCAGGCUCAGCAAUUGCAAAUGGUUCCCUGCAAGUCGUCGUGCCAAACAUCGGAGACUUGAACCAGCGAUCGGGAAGGGUAGUAUACACAAAGGAAACACUCAAGCUAUGGAACAGGAAGCAGGGGGUGUCCACAUCUUUUAGGACACAGUUCACACUGAACAUCCUUCCACAGGAUGAGACUGGAGAAGGUAUGGCUUUCAUAUUGACAAAUAAUCCAUCGUUGCCCAGGAAUAGCAGCGGCCAGUGGCUCGGCAUUUGCAACAGCAAGACCGAUGGCGCCCCGAUGAAUCAAAUAGUUGCUUUGGAAUUCGACACAAGGAAGAGCUACGAGGACGACCUUGACGGCAACCAUGUCGGGCUCGACUUGAACAGUAUCAAAUCAGCUAAGCAGUACCCUCUCAGCAAUCUUUCCAUCAUCCUGUCAAGCGGUUUUGAUGUCUUGGUCAGUAUCACCUACAAUAGCACAACACCUGCUUUUAUAUUAUCUGUAAUCGGCCAUGGGGGACACAAUUUGCGAGAAAGCUGGCCAGUUAAUCUAUCCCAACACCUACUAGAUGAAAUACAUCUGGGAUUCGCAGGUUCCACUGGUGAUUACACCCAACUGAGCCAGAUAAAGUCGUGGAACUUUACCACAGUAGAGGAGGUCGUAGUUGAUACAAGACAUGAGACCAGGAGGGUGUUCCUAUGUCUGGUUACCUUGAUUUCGUUUGCUGCAUGUUCGACUCUGGUGUUGUUUGUGUGGAGAAGGGUGACGCGGCAGAGAAGGCUAGCCUACCAGGCCCUCGAGAAAAGGAUCGACGCACAUGGUCCGGUCAGAUUUAAGCUCAAGGAGCUGAAGCACGCAACGGCUAACUUCAGUCCUCGUCGUAAGCUUGGUAGAGGGGGCGGCGGCACCGUUUAUCAUGGUUAUCUGAAUAGGAUCAGCAGGGAGGUGGCCGUGAAGCGGGUCUCAGCCAAUGACAAGUCACGACGAGGAGAGAAAGAGUUUGUCGCGGAGGUGAACACAAUAAGCAAGCUCUCCCACCGCAACCUCGUCAAGCUGAUGGGCUGGUGUCACGAGGGGGGCGAGCUACUCCUAGUCUACGACUACUUUCCCCUGGGCAGCCUUGACAAGCUCUUGUUUGCCAAUUGCAGAGCGACCGCAUUGUCGCCGGGAACCCCUGAGCUCACAUGGGACCGCCGAUUCAGGAUAAUCUGCGGCGUGGCAUAUGCGCUCGACUACCUGCACCAUGGGAGUAGCAGGAGGAUCCUUCACAGGGACGUGAAGGCUGGGAACGUGAUGCUCGACGCGGAGUACAAUGCGCGGCUGGGCGACUUCGGCCUCGCCCGUGCCAUCCAGCUUGAAGGAGUGACACACCACUCCACCCAGGCAGUCGCCGGCACUCGUGGGUACAUGGCGCACGAGAGCUUCUUCACCGGCCGUGCCAGCCUCGACACCGACGUCUACGCCUUCGGUGUGUUUGUCAUGGAGGUUAUCAGCGGGAAGAGCCCAAGCAGGUCUAUGCUGUAUGACAGACAGGAAAUGUACAUCGUGGAUUGGUUCUGGAGGCAUUACAGCCUUGGGAAAGUCGUGGAGACGACUGAUGCAGAGCUUGGUGGAGUGUACGAUGAUGAACAGGUGGAUGCUGCGGUGAGGCUGGCCUUGGCUUGCUGCCAUCCAAACCCAAGGCAUAGACCAUCCAUGAAGAAGGCAGUGCAGGUGCUAAUCGGCGGAGCACCAGCCCCGAUUCCCCCACUUGAGAGGCCUGCGUUUGUUUGGCCUCUGUCCGGCACGCAGCAGGAGAUCGAGCUCGCGCAGGUUGGUCUGCUCUUCACGGGAGGACAGCCAAGUUUCUGCUCCAUCACAUCCACUUCCUUCACAGGAAGGUGAGUACUGAAGAGUUGUGCAUUUGUACUGCCAAAGUACUGAGUGUCUCGUUUUCAAUACUUGUGAGCAGGAAUAUUGAGUAAUUAAAAAGUACUGAGUGUCCCGUUACAAUACUCAUGAGCAGGAAUAGUGAGUAAUUAAAAAGCUAAUCACAUAGAUUCUGAGCUUGUAUUGUCUGCAACCAUGAAAAUAAAAUUAGCGCUUGAUUUGCCUUGUGUUCA
Molecule: messenger RNA, 2337 nt
Organism: Lolium rigidum
Lineage: Eukaryota; Viridiplantae; Streptophyta; Magnoliopsida; Poales; Poaceae
Product: probable L-type lectin-domain containing receptor kinase S.5
Exons: 1
Coding region: 62-2119 (685 amino acids)
Biological process (GO): protein phosphorylation
Cellular component (GO): plasma membrane
Molecular function (GO): ATP binding; carbohydrate binding; protein kinase activity
Source: RefSeq, a predicted model, not a curated record